GCUGGCAGCGGCCGCGGCGUCCGCCGCACCAACCGAAACACCAUGACGCCCUCCGCCGCCCCCAGCCAGUCCAACCUGUUCUUCUCGCCCACCGCCGCCGGCUCCAACAACGUCCCCGGCGGCCGCGGCUCGACCUUUUUGCCGUCCGGCUUCUACGCCGCCGGAAACUCGUCGCCCGGCGGCGGCGGCCAGCAGGGCCCUUCCAUCAGCCUGACGAACCUGCGGCCGGACUCGAUGGGCUACCCCAACGGCUCGAGGGGCUCGCUCAUGGGGCCCUCGCCCCCGGACUCUCCGCACUUUUCGCCGCGGAGGGACAUGAGCAGCAGCUCCGUCAACCUCAACAACGCCCGCCAGCCGGGCCAGCGGGCUCCCAGCGCUUACCUCGAAGACUUGCUCGCUGACGAGCCCGGAAGCCUUCCCCCGCCCCAGAUGCCGCCUAGCACUGGUCCGAGGGGCGGUGAUAGUCCUCGGCGGCGAUAUUAAAUCUGGAU
Molecule: messenger RNA, 491 nt
Organism: Trichoderma citrinoviride
Lineage: Eukaryota; Fungi; Ascomycota; Sordariomycetes; Hypocreales; Hypocreaceae
Exons: 1
Coding region: 43-483 (146 amino acids)
Cellular component (GO): fungal-type vacuole
Source: RefSeq, a predicted model, not a curated record